AUGCACCCGGCUCAGGUGAGGGAAGAGGAGGCGGUGCGGGAGAUGCUACACAAGUCUGUCGUCAUUAUAAACGAAUUCAAGCGUAAGUCACCGUCUCUAUUCACUGUCUUGUGAAGAACAAGGUGGGCAUCGUCGGAAACCACGGUUGAACUCUCGAGGUCAAACAAAGUUUGUUUUAAUCUGCGAAGCCCGGCACUUGGUUUGCGGACACUGGCAAACAGCAAAUGGACAAAAUUACUACUAAAAAUUCGAGGCGCGUCUAACCUUUUCUCGAAAGGAGUUCAACCAAUUAUUUUAUUCUUGUGAAUUGUCCGCAUUAUUAAACCGCUGGUAAAAUGACACCAUGUCGCCUUAUUAAACUCUGCUAACGGGGGUGCGUACUUAAAUCAUGCACUAUUACUUGGCGUCUCGGAGCUAUGGUAACUUCUCCGACGUUGGGAAUCGAGGUCCACGGAGUGCCCUGGAAGGCAACAGUCGUCAUUUUGGGGCUUCUCUGGAGGCCUACGCCAGUUGUUCCCUCUUGAUCACACACACAAGAACAAUGCGGCUAAAAGAGGACUACUUAUCGAGCUGCGUACCAAAUCCAGGUCACACAGCCCGCAUAAUCUUAGUAAGAUCGGUGUGACUAGGGUGAUAACCUUCUUCGGUUGUUCAUUGGCUCAUGCCUAACCAACCUUUACGGUCAUACACCUAGGUAUACACCUGCUGUUCGCUGUUGUUCAUUGGCCGCCUAAUCAACUUUUUAGGACGACUUCGCCGUUAUUGCGUCCAUGCGCCCGCUGUUCGCGUAGAUGUCGACUUCGCGUGUGUCCUUCCAAUCGAGACGGAAAAUGAGACACGUAAGUUAGGCGGCUCGACUGUGCUGCCUGCAGCACGAGCAGAAAAGAGCAGAUAAAGUGGCUGCAGAAGCACAGUUUUAUGCAUUUGUGUAUACCUUUUCAUGUUUACAGAGACUGUGCUUCACUUUCAAGCUGUCAUUUUAGAACUUUAGAGGUGCCGUAAUUAAAUUUCCCCGCGCCCAUAUGGGUAACAGCAAGAAGAGCUGAUUUUUAAGUAAAACAUAUACUGCCAUCGACUGAUGACCAUUUACAGGACGAAAAUAGGCAUUGCAGUAUUCUCCAGAGUUCCGUGUCCAGGGGCUAAUAGGACUGUUGCACAUUGUCGGGAUCUCUUGCCAACAAAAAUUAGUUAUAUUGUAAUGCUCUUUCCUGGAUUAAUAACCCCAAUUGUUGGCGCUCCCAGGGUUAGAACCAGCGUCCAGUGAGUCAUAAGACAAUUUGGUUUGUCUAUCAAUCUCCCUGAGAGACCGGGUUCGUUCUCCACUGGCCUCGUGGCAUUCUCACCUAUCUGAGACUUGAGCCGUCCUUACUGUAGCCCCGUGCGUGCAGCGGGGGCCAUGUUGUGUGUGGCGCGGGCAGACGGACCGUGUGGCUUUCACGACCACUGCAUCGGCGCUCAGUUCAGGUCGUGUGUUACACUUCUCUUGACGUGCGGCAAGUGCCUCGUCGUAAAAUAAAUCCCGAGCAAGUCACCCCGUUGUGCGACGAAGUCUGUGAUUUGGUUUUAAACGGCCAUCCAGCGCCUCCCACAAAUAUGUGUGGGUGACUACUUUUAUUUGGAAUUGUGUAGAUACUAAGGCGGGGUGCCGACCGUGGAAGUUAGCUUUUGCACGCUAGAGCAGGAGACGUGUAGCUUGAACGAGGGUUCAUAGGACCGACUAAAAACUCCAACCGUAUCAAUAAACCAGUAAAAACGUCUUCCGUUAAUAUGACCUACCAUGUCGUCGUUUGGAGGCUUAAAUCAAAUUGAGAAAUUGGCCGAACAAGAAUUAGGCUAUUUGACUUGCCUUAGACUUAGCUGUAUAAAUUACUAUCCUGUUCGCACUCUCAAACCAUAAACAUAAACCAGGAUCUAGUACACCCACCCCGGGUAAUUGCUAAAACACUGCUACCUCUCGCGCGUGUGAGCGCGCGGCUUGCCCGCCCAUACCAGGGGCAGUCUGAUUUUUUGGCCAAUCACAGCUAUCCAAACUGGCCAAUCAACUUCCAGCCGGACUCAGACAUACCUUUUUACAAGGCGCUCCGACGCCUGUUGCUCGGUUGUUAGAGACGUUGGACUUCUAGCCAGCAGGUCGCGGGAUAGAGCCCCAGGAGUUGGGUAGGGCUGGCUGACGAUAGCUUAUAAACCAGAAAUGGCCAUUCCAGUCUCCUUUGUCUUUCUUGGUAAUGCCACUCUGCCAGUAAAAAGAGAAUGCUGAGUAGUCUCUCGCGUCGAAGACGUGCCUGCAAUAUUUCAGAGGAAGAGUUGCGGACGCAGUUCUACCAAUCGGUCACAUCUAAUAACAGGCUUCUUUGCUCUGCGUAUUCCCUGUUGCCUAUAUGUCAUUUGAAAAAUGCCUGAUUUUUGCACAUACGCUUUGUGUCAUGUGCCUGCCGCACUGUCUUUGGUCGUUUGUUCAUUGUGAUGUCGACGUUGUGCCGCAAACGCUUUUUUUUACCAAGGACAACUCAAACCUUCGAAUUACAUACACAAGCCUACAACUGCAUGCAAUUGACAUGUGAUCGACUUGGACUUCAAAUGCACACGGGCAUUUGUUCCGACUAAAACAAGCACGUGCCCUGCAACCGAAUUUCGCCAGCACUACCACACAACUGUGGACAACUCGAUGUUAGAUCAGCUGUGGUCGUAGAAAAAGGUAGACUCGUGUGAUCCAAGAGAUUUCCGGAUUUAGGAGAAAAACAAUCUCACUGGCUGCAAAUAAAUGACUGCCACGGCAUGGAUGGGAGUGGGACUAUAUGCCGACUAAUCAGUCUAACAACUGGGGAAGUAUGAGUCUUAUCUAAGCUCGGUUACACUGACCGACAAAUAUGCGAGCGCACCUACGUGGUUUUGGGUUUGUGGGGACCAAUAUCUGGCUAAGUAGUCACCGCCGAUGCAUAUUGGCGAUGAGAAAUCAAUGAGAUACAGUUACGUGGCGAGUGCUUAAAAGGUGAAAAAUCUUCGUACGUGAUUCCAACCUCUUAUUGAGUGAUAGCAACCUCCGCGUUCUUUCAGAGUAGCCGAUCAAGUACGGGUGAGAAUUUACGCGUAAGAAGAUUCAGGUACCAGACAAAAUGCCCUGCGACUUGUUGCCUAAACCUCUGACUUUUGGAAAUGCCAGAAGUUCCUGAGGAACACAUGACCGGCAUAAAUGGCUCAGUCAGUCAGUUUUUACGCAAAUUUUGCUGAGAGGGAAACAGCCUGCUGAACCAGUUUGAUGGAAAUUGAAUUGCUGCGUCUCCCAAGAUAAGUUGCCAAACAUUAUCCCACGUGAUCGCAGUUGGAGGCCAAUCUUCUUGCAAUUAUUUGUGGUGCAAUGCCUUGAAAUCUUUAUGUUCAGCCGGUAUUUGAGAGCUGCAGCCGAAAUGAAAUCUGACUUCCUGAUCACUUCAGGCUGAAUGCGAAUAAAGACAGCAAAUACAUUUCAUGCGCAAAGGGCCUGCCCGGACAUGAGAGUUCUUUAAAGCACACUUUUCUGACGACUGCAGAGGCCGGCCUUGAUUUUCACUUGGUUUAGGUCCCAGCGAAAAAUUAAGAACUCCCGGCGACAGAGGAGCCUGCGUCUUAGAAAAGGGGUGCACCUGGUGUUGGUCAUGCGGUACUGCACUUUCAUGAAACCGUCCAUAUUUUGGCUCAGACCCAUCUGCGCUUCUCAUGUGUACGCACCUCAGCGGCUGCGCGGUUCUGUGGCCUUUCCUGUCGUCACCAUGAUGUCCCACCUGGUUCAGGCUCUAGAUCAAUUAGUUGAUUGGUAGAACAGUGGGGUUGGCUAAGCAGUGGCCAUUACCACCUCCAUGCACCCAGGUACCCAAUGAAGUUACCCUUUCGGUUCCUUCUGAACUACUAAUUUCGUCGGUGGGUGCUACUAUACUCUAAGCACAUACAAGGACAGCUCUUCUUUUGAUGGAACAGCGAGCUCGUCCAGUAUGAUGCAUUGACGCCGUCUAUAACGCAACAGUUCGACCGCCGUUGCCGACGAUGUCCACCGUGCGCUCCACAACAAGGUGCAGCAGACACGAUUACUUGCGCGUGAAUUAGUUUAUAGUGAUUGUAGACUUGCUUACUAUCUGCCGCAGUCUGUCCUCCCUUCCUGGACCCGGUGUCAAGACAGAGUUAAGAAUACCGGAAGCGGGGGGAGCGCAGGUGAAUAGCACGUCUGAGCCCGCACCUUAGCGUUCCACUCCACAUCCCUUGGCCUACACAGCAAAUGACCAGUUUUUUUGGCCAUCAACAACAACAACACACCAACAGGAGUCAGAAGAACGAGGAUGAUGACUGGACAGCAACGCCCGCCACCUGUAUAUCCAACGGGGGCGUACGCGCAUCUACUGGCAGGGAACCAACUGUCAGCGCAUUCCAGGUCGCGAGGGCUAUGGUUUGCUGAUACUGACAUAUCACACGCUUUCAGACCUUUUGCGCAAGCAAUAAAACUACAAUUACAAAGAGGUAAAGAGAUGGUCUAUAAUCUUUUCAGAGAGACGCAGGUGGCCUUCAGGGAGUGUGCAAAUAGAAAUCAGCAAAACGUAUCAAAUAAUAGCAGGUAGAUAGGUAAAUGGACUUUCCGUUUUCACGAUCGGCCAACGAGCGUUCAUGGCCGAUCCUAAGCGACCCUCGACAAAUCAGCGGAGGGUAUUUAUUAAAUAUAAGAUUUAAACCAUCCAGGGGAGGCAUUCAACGCCCUUAAGAAAGUCGAAUUAACACGAUUGGAACAAACUGCUGAGACUACUCACCAUUCCACAGCGCUGAUCGGAAGUCAGAGAGAGAAAGUUGGUUGAACAACAUUUGCUGAUUUGGAGUGCUCAAGCGGUCGGGAGUGAACAUUGUCAGGGUAUGCUGCUUGCGUCGGCCAAGGGCACGCUGACGUCAGAAUACUGAUUUCACAAUCAGGGAGUAGUCUGGAAAAUGGCUGCACACGAACGCAUCUACUGCUUUUUAUCAUCCCCACUACCCACCUGGACCCGGUGUCAAGACAGAGUCAAGAAGACAGGAGGCGGGAAGCGCAGGUGGAUAGCACGGUCGAGCCGCACCUUGGCGUCCCACUCCACACCCCAUACAGCAAAUGACCAGGUUAUUGACCAACAACGAAAAAAGCAGCAACAACAACUACAACACCCAAAAGGAGUCAGAAGAACCAGGACAAUGGCUGAACAGCUUUGCCCACCACCUGUGUACCCAGCGGGAACGCACGCGCAUAUACCAACAGGGAACUAGGUCUCAGGGAACUGUCAGCGCAUUCCAGGCUGCGAGAGCCAUGGUUUGCUUAUACUGGCAUAGCACACGCUUUCAGGCACUUUCGGUUGCUUCUGAACUACUGAUUUCAUGGGUGGGCACUGUUAUACUCUAAUCGCAUAGAGGGACAGCCCUUCUUUUGACUGGACAGCGAUCUAGUCCAGUAUGGUGCGUUGACGUCGUCAAUAAAACUACAAUUACAAAGACUUAAACCAGUGGUCUGUAAGCUUUUGGAAGGGACGCAAGUGAACCCCAGGGAUUGUGUCAAUGAAACCAUCAAAAUGUAUGAAAGAAUUGCAGGUAAAUAAAUAGAUGGACUUUCCAUUUACGCGAUCGACCAGCGAGAGUUCAUGGCCGACUCCAAGCGACUCUCGACCAUUCAGUGGGGGUAUGUGUUAAAUAUCACGUGUAAACCAUCCAGAGGAGGCAUUCAACGCCCUGACAAAAGGCGAAUUAACACGACUUGGAACAGGCUGUUGAGAUUGAGAUCGACGGCUACUCGCCAUUGCUCUGCGUUACUUGGCCGGAAGUCAGAGGGACAAAGUUGGUUGAACAACUUUGUUGAUUCGGAGUGCUCAAGCGACCGAUAGUUAGCGUUAUCAGGGUAUGCUGCUUGCGUCGGCCAGGAGCGCGCUUACGUCAGAAUACUGGUCUCUCAAUCAGGGAGUAGCCUCAAGAAUGGCUGCGCAUGGAUGCAAUACUCAAUGCGUUCGACCGGGGAGUCAGGUAUGGUCAGGCAGUGACUGGAUUUCCCAUCAAAUGCGCAGACAACUCCAUCGUUGAAACAGAGUAAGUGGGGCAAGUGUCCUGCUGGCGAGUUCUCAGCCAAGAUGCCUGUUUGCAUUUCACCCGCCCUGAAUUCCAUGCUGUGGAACUGUUUUUUCGGGUUCGGGGUUAGCAUGGGUUUGCGUUUCCAUAGUGUUUUGUAUAAAUGAAGAAGAAGAGGGGUCGAGCACCGGAACACUAUUAUUCUGAGCUUUCGAAGUCGUGCAGGAGUCCAACGUCAGAGAUAGUAGGAGCAACAGAACAAACGACAUUUUAUAGGACGUGUAAGUCAAUUAUCAGCCGGCGACGCAAAACUCGAGGUGACUGCGUAGGACUCUGUAAGCCGACGCAAGAUGGAUAAAUCGAUGGACUGAGUUCUCAUCUGGGGUCCAGGCUUGAAUCAAUUCUCGGCCUGUUUUGUGGACGACUAUUUCGGUGGCUGCGAAGUUAGACUCGUGACCCGUUUCGUAGGUGUGGGAGGCCACUUGUGAUGAUGUGCCGUCUCGUCGCACAGCCAGCUUAUGUUCAUGUAUGCGCGAUCCGAGCAUGCGUCCGGUCUGGCUUGUGUGGUUAGAAGGACAGUUUUGGCUCAGGAUGCGAUACACUACUCCAGAUUACUCCUCAGGUUUUACCCGGUUUUUAUUUUUCAUGACCCUUCUGCGCAUGGUGCCUUUGGGGCGGUGCGCAAUUCCAACACCUUACUCAGCAGCAAUGCGCUCGGUUGCUUCGGAAACGUCCUUGAUGCAUGGCAGGGAGUGCCAUAUCGUUGGUAGUAUUCGUGUUUGAGUCCUCUGGGGGGCGGCCGCGUAGGCAGCGACUUAUGCAUGCCUUGCGCCGUCUGUCGAUGAUUGGCUUACACGCCCUAUAAAUGUCGCUCGUUCUGUUGCUGCAACAAUCUCUGAAGAUGGACUCCUGCACGAGCUCGAAAGCUCAGAGCAACAAACAAAGUGCUCCUGUGCUCGACCCCUCUUCCUCUUCAUUUAUGCCCGCACGUGGAACUCGAAUUUUCGCCUCAUAGUGUUUUGCUUCAGUGUGCUAAAAAGGUUGCAAUGGCGGAUGUCACACUUUCGGAAUAAUGACUCUCCUGACACGCUACCGUUUCAUUUUUUUAUCUUUAGCCUGGCUCUGUCAAAACAGUUUCACAUUUACCAACGAAGUUCUCCACGGCUGCUCAUCGGCUCUGUUUCUGUUGACGAUCUGGUGGUUGUCAGCUCCAAAUACUCCCUGAUACCUUCGUAUAUGCCUGUUUGGUUAAACAAACUUGACGUUCUGAUUAAUGCGCCUAAGUGCAUUUUGUGGCGUUACCUCACACCCCCUCGGACAGAGUGUAGACUCUCCCGGCUGUCACUGCGUGGACGCCAUGGCUCACCCCAACUCGCGAGUUCACCACUUCCACGUCCUCCCCACAACUGUGUCGUUUUACUAACUGUCAGUUUUUAUCGCCUUUUACUUCUCCACGGCAUUAAGUCGAUGCUAUCUCUCGCUAACCUUUUCUGUGCGGACGUAAGUGUCCUUCCUCAGCACCUAACUAAAGCGCCACUCACCCCUGCUGCUGCUGCUGCUGCUGCUGCUGCUGCUGCUGCUGCUGUUGCUGCUGCUGCUGGCUAG
Messenger RNA from Spirometra erinaceieuropaei, 7641 nucleotides. The record is from the annotation of a GenBank genome assembly. Lineage: Eukaryota; Metazoa; Platyhelminthes; Cestoda; Diphyllobothriidea; Diphyllobothriidae.